Molecule: messenger RNA, 453 nt
Organism: Trichoderma virens Gv29-8
Lineage: Eukaryota; Fungi; Ascomycota; Sordariomycetes; Hypocreales; Hypocreaceae
Exons: 2
Coding region: 1-453 (150 amino acids)
Source: RefSeq, a predicted model, not a curated record
AUGGCCGAUGUCUAUGGAGGCACAGCCAGCUGGCUACUCCAACCUCGAUUGGGGAUGGACCGUGAGAAAGAUAUUACGAUGUGGUGGAGGGAUGUGAAGUUGGACGGAGUAGUCGGCAUGGCCGGUGUCUAUGGAGGCACAGCCAGCUGGCUACUCCAACCUCGAUUGGGGUUGGACCGUGAGAAGGAUAUCACGAUAUGGUGCAGGGAUAUGAAAUUGGGGAGUGGAGUAGUCCAGAAGGUUGGCCCCGGCAGAAAGAUGGCUCGUGGCCGAAUCGGCCUUUCCUUUCACUCGCCUCACAACUUAUACCCCAUCGGCCAACUUUCCAGUGCGCCCAUACUGGAGAGAAACCCUCUGGGCAUGCUCGAUAGCUGCGUGGAGAAGAUCACCCCGGCCGAAGCUGUGCAGGCCUUGCUCUCUCAUGAGACUCAGGAGGCUGCCGUUGCUGAGUAG